Kwoniella botswanensis is the source of this 4404-nucleotide messenger RNA. RefSeq lists its product as uncharacterized. The coding region runs from base 1 to 4404 and encodes 1467 amino acids. Gene Ontology annotation, molecular function: structural constituent of nuclear pore. Gene Ontology annotation, biological process: mRNA export from nucleus. NCBI's taxonomy places the organism in Eukaryota, Fungi, Basidiomycota, Tremellomycetes, Tremellales, Cryptococcaceae. The record is from RefSeq and is a predicted model, not a curated record. The transcript is spliced from 14 exons. Gene Ontology annotation, cellular component: nuclear pore.
AUGGCAUCCGAUCGACCUCCCACGUCGGAUCAAACAUCCGAAUUAGUUCCCCCUCCCGUUCCUCAACCUACCGAUAACAUGUCAGAGGACAUAAGGCGUCAAGUAGAGCAGGAGCAGGCUCUGGCAGAUGCCCAAAGGAAAGUGAGGCAGUUGGAGGAAGAAGUGGAGAAAGUCAAAGACGAGAAAAAGGCUCUGGAGAAUGACAAAGAGGGCGCUGUAUCAACAACGAAUCAACUUCGAACGCAGCUCUCUGCUUUGCAAUCAUCUCAUCAUCAGUCUACUUCUGAAUUAUCAGUCUUGCAAACUAGAAUAGAGGCAAUUGAGCGAGAGAAGAAAGAGCUUAUUGAGGAGACGGAAAGGUUACAACAACGGUCAAAUAAGAACAAUCAGGAAUUGUAUGCCCUUCGAGCACAAAAGACCGAUGCUUCUCAGAAGAUUGCUCAUCUAGAUGUGGAAGUCUCUGAGCUGCGGAUGACAACAGAGACAGCCAAGUUCAACGAGAAAAGAAGUUCUCAAGCCUUGGAAAGUGCUCGAGCCGAGAUCUUAAACCUGAGCAAGGCUGUUGCGGAUGUCGAAGAGAGAUUUGGUCGUUACAGAGCAGAGAAGCAAGCGGAACAAUCGAAAACGCGUACAGAACACGAAACCCUCCUAACACGUCUCAACACCGUCGAAAACUCUUAUCGAUCCCUUCAGCGAACAUACAAUGAUCAAUCUCAACGUCUUUCCGAGGCGCAUGCCAAUAUCGCUACUCUCACAUCGGCAGCUGCCGCCAAGAAGGCAUCUGUCUCGAUGGAGUUCCAUCAAUUGAUGGAAGAAAAUCGAAUAUUGGAAAAGAGAGGUGAAGAAGCUCGAGCGACUGUUGCGGAGAGAGAAGCAGAAUUGGAAAGAAUGGCAGAAUCGUACGGAGAGAAAGAAAAGACAUGGGAAGAGAAGUGGAAGAAAGAGGAAAGAAUAAGGAAGGAAGCUGAAAAGAGGGCAGAUGAUCUCAAGAUUGUUGUGGAGAGAUUAGCACUUGCUGGUGGAGAAGGAACGGACCUGAGUCCCGCUGCUGCUCUGGCUGGUGGUAUGAAGGCUAGUGGAAAGACGUAUACUCAAUUCUACACGGACUAUACUAUCCAGGAAGGAAAGUUGAGAGCGGCAGAGAAUGAAGUUGCGAGAUUGACGGGAUUGUUAGACGAGAUCGGUCAAGACAUAGCUGAAAAGAAACCUCUUCUCGACGAACAAGCUGCGGAACAUGGCCGGGCGAUUGAGAGAGCGAAUGCUCUUGCUGCAGAACUUGCUGCCGUGAUUGCUUCACGAGACACCUACGACACUCAAGUGAAAUCCCUCAACGCUGCUGCUGCACAUCAUCAAGAAGAAGUCGCCUCUCUCCAGACUACUGUUGAUGAUCUUUCUCGUCAAGUUCAAGGUCUCGUGCGUCAAAUCGCUAUACGAGACGAUCCAUCACUGGCUGGCGUAGAGAUGAACGGCGGGGCAACCGUAGAAGGGGAUAUCAUUACCGAUCAUCUGUUAGAAUUCCGAUCAAUCAGAUCGUUACAAGGACAGAAUCAGAAGUUACUCAAACUCACCCGAAGUCUUAUGGCCAAACUCGACCAAAGGGAGAUCAACAGGGCUUCAGCUGCACAAGAAGACUUGGAUACUGGAGCGACGUUAGAUCAAGCUGCUGACACGAUUGAGAAAUUACAUAAACAGCUGUUAGAAACUCAGAAGCGAGUCAACGAAGCCACGAGAGAAAGAGAUCUCUUUAGUAAAUUACUGGCUAAAGGUGAAGGUCUCCGAUGGUCUCAGACUUCUUCAUCCGAUGGACCUCUCGAAGAUGGAUCUCUCGACGCACCUCAUCAACAAGCUAUCAACAACUUACAAGCUGAAUUGGGUAUCGUCAAGAACAAAGCUGAAGUGGAGGUCAAAGAAGCCAAAGAGGAGAUCAGAGCCAAGACUGAACAGAUUGGUGUGGCUGAGGUGGAGAGGGCAAAGGCUGAAGCUAAAGUCGGUUUACUCGAAGAACAAUCGCGAAUGCUCAAUGAAGCUAACGCCCUGCAAAAACAAGAAUACACCAAUCUUGAAACCCAGUAUAGACAGCUUCAGAAUGCUAUCUCUCAAGCUCAUAACGAGCAACGUAAUGCCCUCGAACAAGUCGCUACUCGUCAAGCUGAGGCUGACAGGCUACGAAAUGAGACAGCAAUGCUUAGAGCUGAGAAGGAACAGUGGAAGAGUACGGAAAGUAGAUUGCAAUCCGACUUCGCCCAAGUACAAUCCGAACGAGUCAAAUUACAACAGCUCAUCGAUAACCUCAAGAACGUCGCUACCGAAGCUGAGAAGAGUAGGGCGGAUGAGAGAACCCAAUUGGAGAAGAGGAUCGAGGAUCUGCAGCGUGAAGCCACUGCUCUUCGCGGACAGAUUGAACAAGCCCGUGCUGAGACCCGAGCAGCCGAAGCGAAGAUUGCAGACUUCGACUCUCGAUUGGCAGCUGCUACAUCAAACGUUCGAGCGGAGAAGGAAGCCGCCGAGGCACUUGGCAAUACUCGAUCAGAAGAGAUCAAGACCCUCCAAGCUGAAAUUGAUCGUCUCAAGACUGAAUCGGAGAAUAGAUACAGAAUAGGAAUCAACUGGAAGAGGCGUGCAGACACUCUUACAGAAACUCAAAAUACCACUGCUCAAGCGCAUACAGAAGCUAUCGAAGCUAAAGAUAAAGAGAUCAAAGAAGUCAAUGAAAAGAUUGAAGGUUUGAACAAGGAGAUCGAGGAACAUAAAGCUAAGUUAAGUGAAGUGGAGAAGAAACUGGUAGAAAGUGAAAGAGUGAAUGGAUUGAAGGAGAAUACCGUACAAAGGCUACAGGCAGAAUUGACUAAGGCUCAAAGUGGUGGUGGUGCUGCUCCAGCAGGAGGUGAUAAGUCAGCUGAGCUUGCGGCUUUACAGACCAAAUUGGAUCAAACGCAGAAGGAACUUGAAGAAGCUAAAGCUCAAGCAGCUGCUUCUGCAGGCGGUGCUACAACAGCCGUCAAGGCUGAAGGUGGAUCUUUGACGGAUGCUGAGAGGAUGGAACUGAACGCGAAGAUCGAGCAAUUGCAGAAAGAGAAAGAUGAGGGUGAUCAACGAUACGCUGACAAUGUCACACGAGUCAAUCGAGUCAACGCAUCGAUGAAAGGCCGAUUAGACCAACUUACCGCUGAAAGACAGACCGCUCAAAGUACAGUUGAGACCUUACAAGCCAGAGUCGCCGAACUGGAAAAGAAGAUAUCAGAACUCGAAUCUGCUGGUGCUUCCACCACUGCUAGCGCAGGUGGUGAAGGUGUAACGGAGCAAGCUAAGAUCGACGAAGCUGUCAAAGCUGCGAUAUCAGCUAGAGAGGCAGAACUCAACGCCCAACAUUCCAAAGCACUUGAAGCUGCUAGAGCCCAAUCUGGCGAUGGAAACGCUCCUCAAGUUGACUUAUCAGCUAAAGAAGCCGAACUCAACGCAACCUUCGAAAACCGAGUAUCCGAAGCUGUUAAAUCGCAAUCCGAAGCUGUCCAGAAUGAAGCGAACACAUUGAAAGGUCAAGUAGAAGAGUUGACUACGAAAGUCAGAGCAUUAGAAAGACAAGUGAAAACCGCCGAGAUCAGUAGGAAAACUUUGGAGAGACAAAAGGCGGAAGUUGAGAAGAAAUUGGAAGCUGCUACUGGUGGUGGUGCUUCCGCAAGUCCAUCGACUACUGCUGUUUCCUCCAAUACUAGCGCUUUUGGUGUCCCAGCGGCCUCGCCUACACCUUCGACGGCUAGUGCUCUAUCGGCAAAUGCUGGUGCUUUCAGACCUUCCAAUCCUGCUGCUCCAGCACCAACCCAACAAGCUCAACCGGCUGUUCCUACGCCUACGAAUAGCACAACUCAUGCUCCCGCGACUACCGCCGAAGGAGCAGGUGUAGGUGCUGUACGGGGUGUAGCUAGAGGCAGAGCUAGGGGAGCUGUCAGGGGAGCCGCUAGAGGCGGUGCGGCCACAAGAGCUAAUUCAGUGCUGAGCACUGUCAAUGCAACUCUUAAUCAAGCUAGUGCUCCAUCCACUUCCACUCCUUCUACGAUAACCCCUUCGGCGAACCCUACCUCCCCUACCGGCGGAGUGAAGAGACCAUUGGAAGAAGGCGAAGUAGCCGGUGAAGGAGAUGGUUCGUCACAGGGCGCAGGAGGAGAUAUAAUAGCUCGUAUACAGGGUGCAGCAGCUGCUGGAGCAGGAGGAGAGAGGGGAAGAGUAUUGAAGAGACCUAGAGGUGCUGGACCUGCUAGAGGAGCUGCCAGGGGUGCUGCGGCUGCUAGAGGAGGCAGGAGGAGUAGCGCGGGUGGACAGGGAGGUGCAGGUGCAGGAGCUGGUGAGGGUGGAGCUGGGGCAGGACAGCAAGGUGGCUCGGGUGAGGGUGGUGCGCCUAGCAGUUAG